UGUGAAGCUAAAAACUAAAAGGUGUAAAGUCAAUACUCUCUCACAUUCCCAGAGUGAGUGAGCAAAAUCCCAAUCUCGCAAUAUUCCAAUUGGAAUAAUGAGUGGUGUAAGCAACAACCUAACAGCAAUACUGAAUUUCAUAGCAGUAUUGGCGUCGAUUCCAAUAAUAGCCUCGGGGAUAUGGCUGGCAUCAAAGCCGGACAACGAGUGCAUCCACAAUUUCCGGUGGCCAAUAGUAUUAAUCGGGUUCCUGAUCCUUGUGGUGGCACUGGCAGGCUUCGUGGGUGCCUACUGGAACAAGCAGGGUUUGUUGGCCGUUUACCUCUUCUUCAUGGCGCUCCUCAUCGCUGCACUCCUUGUUGUGCUUGUGUUUGCUUUUGUGGUUACAAGACCCGAUGGAAGCUAUGACGUUCCCGGAAGAGCCUACAAGGAGUACAGCCUUCAAGGCUACUCUUCUUGGUUGAGGAAUCAUCUCACCACUUCCGGGAGUUGGCAGAACAUAAGGACCUGUUUGGCUGAUUCUGAUGUAUGCAUUAAGCUUGCACAGAACUACAUUACUGCUGACCAAUUCUUCGCCUCUCACAUCUCUCCUUUACAGUCAGGGUGUUGCAAACCCCCGACAUCAUGCGGGUUCAACUAUGUGAGCCCCAUCAUGUGGACAAACCCUGUGAAUCAGAUGGCUGAUCCUGAUUGCUACGCUUGGAACAAUGAUCUGAGCCAACUCUGCUACAAUUGCAACGCCUGUAAGGCUGGUCUGCUUGGGAACCUUAGACAAGAAUGGAGGAAAGCAAACAUAAUAUUGAUUGUCGCUGUGGUGGUUCUCAUUUGGGUCUAUGUCAUUGCCUGCAGUGCCUUCAAGAAUGCUCAGACUGAAGACCUCUUCAACCGUUACAAACAGGGCUGGGUUUGAUUAAUUUCAUUCUCUCCUAUAAUAUAAUGUUUCUUUAGUGUAUAUAUAUUAUUAUUCUCUUUUCCGUCUUGUUCUUUUUGGCGCAUGGAGUUAUGAAAUGGUAUUAUUAUUAUUA
Messenger RNA from Arachis duranensis, 1025 nucleotides. Its product is annotated as tetraspanin-2. The record is from RefSeq and is a predicted model, not a curated record. Gene Ontology annotation, biological process: auxin-activated signaling pathway. Lineage: Eukaryota; Viridiplantae; Streptophyta; Magnoliopsida; Fabales; Fabaceae. The transcript has 2 exons. Bases 98 to 910 code for a protein of 270 amino acids. Gene Ontology annotation, cellular component: plasmodesma; plasma membrane.